GUCAUGUGAUUGCGUUUCGUAAAUAUUUAGGUAGUUGGCAGGCCAGGAGUUAAAACUUCUUGAUCCUCAUUGAUUAUUCAUUUCCAGUACUUAUUUAAAAACCAUAGUGUUUUGUUAAUGAUUUUUCCAUUUCUAAAAAAAAUGGCGUUCGUGUUAUUCGCGAGUUUAAUUGUAAUUAUUUUCAUUUUAAUGAAAUACGUGGAUAAAUUGAGAAACAAAAGGUUUUACGAACUACUGAAGCAAUUUCCAUCGUAUCCUAAAUUACCUUUAUUUGGAAAUUAUCUUAUGGCUCGCGUUUCACCAAAAGAUAGGAUGAGAACGAUGGAAAAUAUAAUGAGACCUCAUCGUCGGUUACUUUUCUGGUUGGGCCCCUUUCCUGUCAUAGUUUUGAAAAAAUAUGACGAUAUUAUAGCUAUAUUAAACCAAAGUCAAGAUCGUGACCAAUUUCUCAACUUGGGAGAUGAAUGGUUGGGCACCGGAAUAAUCAACGCUAACUAUGACGAAUGGAAAAAAUCGAGAAAAAUUCUCGCACCAGCUUUCAGUUCGAUUAUGCUCUCGAGAUACGUGGAUGUUUUUAAUAAAAAAGCUUCACUUCUUGCGGACUCCUUUGAGGCGACAGCAGAUUCUGGCGAAGUAUUCAAUAUUCGAGAAACUUUGGUGAAAACUAAUCUUGAUAUAAUUAUAGAAAACACAAUCGGUGUACCAAUUGAUAGCUUGGGAGAAGAAGGAAAACAAUUUGCUGAUGCUGUUCCCCAGGCAUUGUAUAACAUAGGAAAGCGCAUGACAAGACCUUGGUUAUAUCCAAGUUUUAUUCAUAAAAUGUAUUUAAAACUAACAGGAAAAGAAAAUAUUAUCCAGCAAUAUCGUAAUUUGCCUGCUAAGAUAGUGAAAGACGCCCUGAAUAAUCAUAAAAACCAAAAAGAUUUAGAAGAAAAUGACAUUUCUUCAAAAUCAAUUAUCAGUUUAAUCGUUAAAGGAGGCCUGCAAGAGCCAACGUUCACUGAAACACGCAUGACAGAUGAACUUAUACAAAUAAUUAUUGGAGGUAGUGAAACUUCAGAAUUAAAUGUGGGAUACACUCUUCUGAUGCUGGCCAUGCAUCAAGAUAUUCAACAAAAAGUUUAUGAAGAAGUCUGUGAACUUUUCAAAAACAACGAAAGUCUUACUGCAGAUCAUUUAUUGCAUCAAUUGAAAUAUUUGGAACAAUGCAUCAAAGAAACCACAAGAAAAUAUUCUCAUGCAACGAUUACAGUAAGACGAACUCAUAAAGAAUGCAUAUUAGGAGACAAUACGAUUAUACCAGCUAAUAUCACAGUCGUACCACUUUUACAUCUUGCCAACCAGGAUCCCGAGUUAUAUAAAAAUCCAGAAAAAUGGGAUCCGGAACACUUUAGCGAUGACGCAGUGGAAAAUCGACCCAAAGGAAGUUUUAUGAGUUUUGGGAGUGGGCCACGAUCUUGUUUAGGGGGAAGGUAUGCCAUAAUGUCAAUCAAGACUCAAAUUGCGUAUGUUAUACGAAAAUAUCAUCUAUCAACAAACAUAAAGGAACUAACUAGAGAUAACUUGUCAAUAUUUUUGAGUAUAGGAAGUAAAAUUGGUUAUCCUAUAAUAUUCACAAGAAGAAUGCCAUGAUUACUUUCUACAUAAUUAUCAUCUAAAGCUGAUUAUGAAAUAAAUUCCUUCGUUUGGUAUUCUAAA
Messenger RNA from Planococcus citri (citrus mealybug), 1698 nucleotides. Its product is annotated as cytochrome P450 4c21-like. The coding region runs from base 118 to 1632 and encodes 504 amino acids. The record is from RefSeq and is a predicted model, not a curated record. NCBI's taxonomy places the organism in Eukaryota, Metazoa, Arthropoda, Insecta, Hemiptera, Pseudococcidae. Gene Ontology annotation, molecular function: monooxygenase activity; oxidoreductase activity, acting on paired donors, with incorporation or reduction of molecular oxygen; iron ion binding. The transcript has 12 exons.